Messenger RNA from Catharus ustulatus (Swainson's thrush), 1029 nucleotides. It is a transcript of the gene FOXL1, whose product is annotated as forkhead box L1. Bases 127 to 960 code for a protein of 277 amino acids. NCBI's taxonomy places the organism in Eukaryota, Metazoa, Chordata, Aves, Passeriformes, Turdidae. Gene Ontology annotation, biological process: regulation of transcription by RNA polymerase II; cell differentiation; anatomical structure morphogenesis. The record is from RefSeq and is a predicted model, not a curated record. The transcript has a single exon. Gene Ontology annotation, molecular function: DNA-binding transcription factor activity, RNA polymerase II-specific; RNA polymerase II cis-regulatory region sequence-specific DNA binding.
GAAGCAGGGACAGAGGCAGAGCGAGAUCCUUCAGGCAGGGCUGGGAGCUGAGCUCGCACAAACAGCUCCCCGGUGGACUGCGCUCUGCUCCGAGGGGCAAAACGCGGAGCAGCGAGCCCGCCGGCGAUGAGCCACAUCUACGGUAGCCACCUCUCCCCCCUGGCUAGCCCAUCCAUGGUUUACCUGCCGGCCGCGCUCGGCUUCGCCCCAGGGGGGGCGAUAUCGCGACAGGACCCCCCUCAGAAACCCCCGUACAGCUACAUCGCCCUCAUCGCCAUGGCCAUCAAGGAAGCUCCGGAGCAGAAGGUGACCCUGAGCGGCAUCUACCAGUUCAUCAUGGACCGCUUCCCCUUCUACCACGACAACAAGCAGGGCUGGCAGAACAGCAUCCGCCACAACCUCUCGCUCAACGAUUGCUUCGUCAAGGUGCCCCGCGAGAAGGGGCGGCCCGGCAAGGGCAGCUACUGGACCCUGGACCCGCGCUGCCUGGACAUGUUCGAGAACGGCAACUACCGCCGCAGGAAGAGGAAGCCCAAAGCCGCUGCUGGCCCGGACAAGGGUGGCGAGCAGCCCGCGGAGCCCAAACGGGCCAAGGGCAGCGCGGUGGCGGCGCCGGGGGACGCGGGGGUGGCGCGGCCGGCAGCGGGGACAGCGCCUUGUCCCCGAGAGCCACCCCCUGCUGCCGGCCAGCAGCACAAGAGCGGCUCCCGGGGCCGCAGCUUCAGCAUCGAGAGCAUCCUGGCGCAGGGGUUGCCCCCCGGGACAGCCCCCAAGGUGGCCCGGGACAGCCCCGCCGGUUGUUUCGGUGGCUCCUUGGUGGCCAGCGGUGGCUUCGGGCCGGCUCUCAACGCGUCGCUGAUGCUCGACUCCCAGGUGCACGGGAGGCUUUACCACAUCGGCAUCCCCUUCCUCUCCUGCCUCCCUCUGCACUUCUCCGAGGCCGUGUUUAAUUUGCAGUAGUUGGCCCCAGAAUUAGCGCUGCUCCGGGGGGCGCGAUGGGGAGGGGAGAGAUCGGACUCAGACCUCACC